AUGUUCGCCAAUUACCUUUAUCCUUCCAUUUACGACUAUUAUGCACUGCAGUUCAAAGAUUGCACAUUCGAGUGGCUCUACUGGCCUCAAGCUCAGGAACCUUUCACCCCUGAUGAGAUUGCAUACAUAAACUCCUUAGAUGCUGAUAAAGACAUUGAAGUUCUGAACUUCCACGGAUGGAACGUACCAGAAAACUGUGCACGCGUCUUCCGCAUCUCCACGAUGCUUCUGAAAAAAGGUGCAGAGAGAGGGCUGACUCCCUUUGCCAUCGGAAGCAUCAUGUGCAGGGAGACAGUUAAGGAAGAGUCUGUCAUCGAGAAGAUAGUUGAGGAAUCCGAAGAAUCUGUGCUGCCUGGAACAAGCGAAUCAGCAUUCCUCGAGUCUAUCUCAGUGAUCAUGGACCGUUACCUUGACGGCCUCUCCCCCUAA
This is a messenger RNA of Salvia hispanica, 429 nucleotides long. Lineage: Eukaryota; Viridiplantae; Streptophyta; Magnoliopsida; Lamiales; Lamiaceae. The record is from RefSeq and is a predicted model, not a curated record.